AAAUGAAAUUAAACAUCAUUCAUAUAACAAAAUCAAACUUAAGACCUUUGAGAAUUUAAUUCAAAAGCCAUCCAGAACCCCAGCAUCAGGGGAUCUUUGCCAUCCACAGUUCAUGCGAAUUGCAAAAGGACAAAACAGAAAGAAAAAAAAAACUCCACGACAGUUGGUAGCUUUCUUCUUCGAACGCAACGGAGUUUCCACUUUCAAAAUUCCGAACCCUCGUUUGUUCUUUCCGCACAUCAACACCGUUUCUGGGUCGUUCAAUCCCCGAAUUUUAUCAUGCAAUUCUCGUUUUUCAUCCAAUUCUCGUUAAUAGAGCGAAUACUGUUGUGACCCUUGAUGGGUUUUUCUCGUCGAUCAUAAAAAUUUCCGAAAGGUGUUUCCUUUUCACGUGUCUCUUCUUCACUUGUCGAUCCUGAGCUCCAGAGCUUGAACGCUGUGGAACUGUGUAGUUUGUUGCUUCUUUCUUUUGUUCUGUUGUGUCAAUUCAGCUGAAGCUAUAACUCGAUCACAUGAAAAUGAAGCCUUCUACCACAGAGGAACAUGACAUGGAAAAUGGCAAGUUGGUCAAAGACAAAGAAAGAACUCCAAGAAAUGGAAGGGUAGUCAAUGUCCCCAAUCAAGCCUUGUUGUCUGGACUUGCUUAUUGCUUUUCCUCCUGUGGCAUGAUAUUGGUUAACAAGUUUGUACUUUCCAGCUAUGAUUUUAAUGCUGGCAUAUCCUUGAUGUUGUACCAGAAUUUAAUUUCAGUUGCUAUUGUUUCCGUGUUGAGCCUUCUGGGUUUAGUUUCAACUGAGCCACUGACAUGGAGAUUGAUUAAGGUCUGGCUGCCUGUGAAUGUUAUAUUUGUUGGAAUGCUCAUUACAAGCAUGUUUAGUUUGAAAUACAUUAAUGUAGCCAUGGUGACAGUCCUGAAGAAUGUUACUAAUGUCAUAACUGCCCUUGGUGAAAUGUACUUGUUCAAGAAACACCACGAUGGCAGAGUCUGGGCAGCUCUGUUUCUAAUGAUCAUUUCAGCAAUAACUGGAGGGAUUACUGAUCUCUCUUUUAAUGCAGUUGGUUAUGCUUGGCAGACACUAAACUGUUUCUUAACUGCAUCAUAUUCUCUGACCCUCCGAAGGGUCAUGGAUACAGCAAAGCAAUUUACAAAAUCUGGAAAUUUGAAUGAGUUUUCGAUGGUCUUGUUGAACAACACCCUUUCUUUGCCUUUGGGAAUUUUCCUGAUUGUAGUUUUCAAUGAGGUGGAUUAUCUCUUAACAACGCCACUUCUAAGAUUGCCUAGCUUUUGGUUGGUGAUGACUUUUAGUGGAAUUUUGGGUUUAGCAAUCAGCUUCACAUCCAUGUGGUUUCUUCAUCAGACGGGAGCUACAACUUAUAGUCUUGUAGGUUCACUCAACAAGAUACCACUUUCUUUUGCUGGCAUCCUUCUCUUCAAAGUUCCUACUAGUUUGGAGAACUCUGCUAGCAUUUUCUUUGGUCUUCUGGCAGGAGUGUUUUUUGCAAGAGCCAAAAUCCGGGAGAGGUCUCAAUCUUGAAGAAUAGUAAAUUGCAUGCAUUAUAACUGAAGUUUGCACAAGAAGGAAUUCUUCCCAUCUAAGGAAUUUGAUUUCUGGAUUAAGUUGGACAUCCAGUCCAAGUCUGUUAGGUGCUGUCAAGAGAUGGCAUCAACUAAACUGACUCUCCCACCCUUUAUAUAUCCAAAUGGGGGGAUGGCUCAUUGUUUCUUCUCCAAGGGACAGUUUUGGUCCACGUCCAUUUUCAGGAAGGGGCUUCUUGGAUUGAUUGCAUUGGCUCACUCUGAGAGGAAAAAUUGCCGCUAAUUUUGUAUCAUGUGACUUAAUUAUUCCCAUGUAUCAUCACAUUAUGAUUUGUUUGAUAUGAAAAUUCUCAUUCAAAUGAAAAAAAAAAUAAAAAAAAAUGAAGAGUUGAUCUUGCACUUUGCGGCAAGGGUAAUUCUUUGUCUCCUUUUUCUCUG
Molecule: messenger RNA, 1975 nt
Organism: Cajanus cajan (pigeon pea)
Lineage: Eukaryota; Viridiplantae; Streptophyta; Magnoliopsida; Fabales; Fabaceae
Product: GDP-mannose transporter GONST1
Source: RefSeq, a predicted model, not a curated record